AUAUGCACUCGCACACAAACAUACGAAUACAUUUAUGCAUUCAGAAUUAAAAAAGACCUGACAUUGAAUAUGAUAUCCACUAACUAGUGACUUUUUUCAAAAUGAACUAUAUUCUCCUCAACUUUUUCAAAUUCCUUGCUUUUGAAUCCUUCAAAACAAUAUAAACUUAGCCUUUGAGUUUUAAAUAGACUACCUUUAAUCUCGACAUCUUAAAUGAAACAACCUUUUCAAACAUGAAUUUAUAUAUAUUUUACACUUCACUGCAAUUGAGACUAAUCAUUAUUAUAUAUGAAUAAUUAAGGGAUUAAAAAGGUUUCAUGUCAGGAGUGAUAUAACACUAGAAAAGGAUUAAAGCAAAUAAUAAAGGAAAUUGAGAACCAUCUCUUAACUGUAUCAAUCAUAUCAAAGCCUGUUGAGAUAAUAGAAAACUGGCGAUUCUAUUGUGCCUACAACCCUAAUCAACUUAGAAAUAGAAAUCCUAAUUGAGUUAGGAAAAUCAAAUUAGGAAGAGAAACCCUAAUUAACUAGUAAUAGAAAAAAAUCCUACAAUUUCUAGUUUCUAUUUUCAUAUUGCUUCCUAAAAUAAGUGCUAAAAACUCUAGAAUUAUGAUUUGCAUCAAAGUUCUUAUUAGAAUGCAAUUUGAAAACUGAAGUGCAACAAAUUUGAGAAGUCAAGGACAACACAGUUAACUUUGGUAAAAGAAAAAAGGAUUUAAGUGUAUGUUUUGUCAAUUUCCAUGACACAAACAUAUAUAUUGUUGAGAUUAUUUCUAUAAACAGCCUAGAUUUGUACUGAUAAUUAGGGAUAUGAUUGUCUGAUAUGAUUGGAAUAUGAUUAGACUAUAAUUAGGGAAUUAAUUUAUUUUCUUACCUAGUAUGUACUCUUGUAAGUAGUAUAUAUACCCCAAUUGGCUUGAGGGGAAUAAUCAAGUAUUUUCUCUUAAAUCUUCUGCUCGCUUUUUCUUCUUUUCAUCAAAGGUUUCAUGGUAUCAAAGCCAAAAAACUUGAUUCACUUUGAGUGGCAGAUCUGCCACCUUGCUUUGGUGAUUUUCUGGAAAUCAGUUAGUCUCACCACCCAACCCAUUCUCCACGCCGGCUUCCGAUCUGCUUUCCGAUGAAGCACCGUCUCCAGAUCCGGCUCCACGCGCCACCCCAAGCAGCCUGUCCCCGGCCACGCGCAGCCCAUUCUCCAUGCCGGCUUUCGAUCUGCUUUCCGGUGAAGCACCGCCUCCAGAUCCGGCCCCAUGCGCCACCCCAAGUAGCCUGUCCCCGACCACGUGCAACCCAUUCUCCACGCCGGCUUCCGAUCUGCUUUCCGGUGAAGCACCGCCUCCAGAUCCGGCCCCAUGCGCCACCCCAAGCAGCCUGUCUUCGGCCACACGCCGGCGCGUGCACCAUCUUCCGGCGACCGUUUCACGCCGGCGACUCUUCCUCCAGCAUCGCCCAGCGCCGGCGACUCCAGCCCAACAGGUCUGGUCGCCUGUUCAAUCUGCCUUCACACGCCCUCCGGCCAUGUGCGGACGCGUGCACCAUCUUCUGGCGACCGUUUCACGCCGGCGACUCUAGCCCAGUAGGUCCGAUCGCUUGCCCAACCCGUCUAACGUUGGAUUUACUAUUCACAGGCGCAAAUCCUUCAUUUUUGGCAGAUUCAGAUUCAGUCUCCAUGGCCCAAUCAAAUAUUGCCCAUUCUAGUAAUUCUUUUACUUAUCUAACCAAGUCUUUACCCAUUGGUUCAUGGAUCCUCGACUCUAGUACUUCUGAUCAUAUCUCUGGUAAUCCCUCUCUUUUCUCUACUCUUGUUUCACCUUCCACACCAUCUAAAGUCACAUUAGCUAAUGGUUCACAAACUUAAGUUAAAGGGAUCGAUAACGUAUAUCUCCUUCCUUCUAUCCCUUUGACUAAUGUUUUAUUUACCCCUGACUAUCCAUACAACCUAAUCUCUGUUAGCAAAUUGACUAAAGCUCUUCACUGUUCAAUCAUCUUUACUACUGAAUCUAUGGUUGUGCAGGACCGGAGUACUGGAAAGAUGAUUGCAGCAGGAUAUGAGUCACAAGGAUUGUACUAUUUUUCCACUUCUAACUCUCCAAUUGCUUUUGUGUCUUUUACCUCCGCUGAACUCAUUCAUAGUCGUUGGGGACAUCCAAGUCUGAACAAGUUACAAAAACUGGUUCCUAGCCUCUCUUCCUUGCCUUCUUUAGAAUGUGAGUCUUGUCAACUCGAGAAGCAAACUCAAGCUUCUUUUCCCAAGCGAAUCAAUAAUAAGGCCAGUUCUAUGUUUGACAUUGUUCAUUCAGAUAUUUGGGGUCCAAGUCGUGUUAGUACAACUCUGAGAUUUCAAUAUUUUCUUACCUUUAUUGAUGACUAUUCUCGUUGCACUUGGCUUUUUCUGAUGAAGAAUCGUUCUGAUUUGUUCCCUAUUUUUCAAAAGCUUUAUGCUGAAAUCCAUAAUCAAUUUGGUAUUCGCAUUAAGAUACUGUGAAGUGAUAAUGCAAAAGAAUAUUUGUCUUCCUCAUUCACUCAUUUCUUGUCUACUCAGGGUAUUACUCACCAAACUUCUUGCUCUUAUACCUCACAACAAAAUGGAGUUGUUGAGUGGAAAAAUCGACAUUUAAUUGAAAUAGCUCGCACUUUACUCCUACAUCACAAUGUUCUGUUGCAUUUUUUGGGGGGAAGCUGUCCUCACCGCCUGUUACUUGAUUAACCGAAUGCCUUCCUCUGUUUUACAGUAUCAAAGUCCUCAUUCUGUCCUAUUUUCUAACCAGAAUUCCACUCAGUUGUCUCUGCGUGUUUUCGGAUGUAUAUGCUUUGUUCAUGAUCAUACUCCUGGCAAAGACAAACUCCAAUCCAAAUCAGUUAAAUGUGUCUUUCUCGGCUAUUCACGGCUUCAAAAAGGUUACAAAUGCUAUGAUCCUACUACUAACAGAUAUUUUGUAUCUGCAAAUAUCACCUUUUUUGAAACCUCUCCUUACUUUUCUUCUAGUCCAACACACAACUUUUGUCCCUAGCGCUUUGCAUGUACCUCCGCUCCGACUCCUAUUUCUUCUUUGCUGCAAGUAUGUCCAUCUCUCACUCCUAUGCCACCUCUUCAGGUCUAUACACGUUGGUCUCACCCAUCUGCUAAUAACAAUGACAUUUCUCUCCCUAAUGCAGGUACUUCUAAUGACUCACCUCCCGUUCCGUCAUCACCUACUUCGAUCAUGCCUUUAACAACAGCAGCUACUCCUCCUCUUGCUCUUCGAAAAGGUAUUCGCUCUUUCCGAAAUCCUCAUCCCAUUUAUAAUUUUGUGAGUUAUCAUCGUUUGUCUCCUUCCUAUUAUACUUUUGUCUCUGCUGUGUUUGCCGUCUCCAUACCCAAGACAGUUAGAGAAGCAUUGGAUCAUCCUGGUUGGUGUAAUGUCAUGGUUGAGGAAAUGACUGCUCUGCAUAAGAAUGGAACUUGAGAACUGGUAUCCUUACCACCUGGUAAGUCUAGUGUUGGUUGUCAAUGAGUUUACACAGUUAAGGUGGAAUCUGAUGGUAAAAUUGAUCGCCUUAAAGAUCUCUUGUAGCUAAAGGUUACACACAAAUUUUUGGACUUGAUUACAGUGAUACUUUCUCUCCCGUAGCCAAAAUAGCUAUUGUUCGCCUCCUUAUCUCAUUGGCUGCAAUUAAUCACUAGACCCUGCAUCAACUAGACAUUAAAAAUGCCUUUCUUCAUGGAGAACUCGCUGAAGAAGUUUAUAUGGAGCAACCUCUAGAGUUUGUUGCUCAGGGGGAGUCAGGCUUAGUAUGUCAUCUUCAGCGCUCUUUGUAUGGGCUAAAACAGUCUCCAAGAGCAUGGUUUGGACGAUUUAGCACUGUAGUUCAACAGUUUGGAAUGUCUCAAAGUGAUUCUGAUCAUUCCAUAUUUUUUUGACAUAAUGGCGAUAGAUGCAUCUACCUGGUGGUCUAUGUUGAUGAUAUUAUCAUUACAGAAAAUAAUCAUGAUGGUAUCUCUCAGCUUAAGCAACAUUUGUUCAGUCAUUUCCAAACUAAAGACCUUGGAAAACUGAAGUAUUUCUUGGAGAUUGAAGUGGCAUAGUUUAAAACAGGUAUCGCAAUUUCUCAACGAAAAUAUGUUUUGGACAUAUUGGAAGAAAUAGACAUGUUAGACUGUAGACAUGUGGACACUCCCAUGGAUCCAAAUGUUAAGCUUGUUCCUGAACAGGGGGAGCCACUUAAAGAUCCUGCUAGAUACAGAAGAUUAGUCUGCAAGCUCAAUUAUCUCACUAUCACACGACCAGAUAUUUCCUUUGCUGUAAGUGUGGUUAGUCAAUUUCUUCAAACCCCAUACAGUAGUCACUAUAAUGCAGUCAUUUGCAUUCUUAGAUAUAUCAAAGGAGCUCCAGGACAAGGUUUACUCUAUGAGGACAAAGGUCACUCACAAAUUGUUGGCUAUUCUGAUGCAGAUUGGGCAGGUUCCCCUUCAGAUAGACGAUCUACUUCAGGAUAUUGUAUUAUGAUUGGAAGGAAUCUUAUAUCCUGAAAAAGUAAAAAACAGAAUGUAGUUGCAAGAUCAAAUGCAGAAGCAGAAUAUCGAGCUAUGGCUUUAGCAACAUGCGAACUUAUCUGGUUGAAGCAACUCCUUCAGGAAUUGAAAUAUAGUGAUACUGGGCAAAUGAAGUCGAUAUGUGAUAAUCAAGCUGCCCUCCAUAUUGCAUCAAAUCCAGUUUUUCAUGAGAGGACGAAGCAUAUAGAGGUGGAUUGCUAUUUUAUUAGGCAAAAGAUUGAGUCCGGAUGCAUUUCUACUAGCUUUGUCAACUCAAAUGAUCAGCUAGUUGAUAUUUCUGCAAAAUCACUUCGAAGACCACGAAUCGAGUAUAUUUGUAACAUGCUUGGAGCAUAUGAUAUGUACGCUCCAGCUUGAGGGGGAGUGUUGAGAUGAUUUCUGCAAAUAGCCUAGAUUUGUACUGAUAAUUAGGGAUAUGAUUGUGUGAUAUGAUUGGGAUAUGAUUAGGCUAUAAUUAGGGAAUUAAUUU
This is a messenger RNA of Manihot esculenta (cassava), 4997 nucleotides long. RefSeq lists its product as uncharacterized. NCBI's taxonomy places the organism in Eukaryota, Viridiplantae, Streptophyta, Magnoliopsida, Malpighiales, Euphorbiaceae. The transcript has a single exon. The record is from RefSeq and is a predicted model, not a curated record. Bases 1115 to 1852 code for a protein of 245 amino acids.